Rotaria sp. Silwood1 is the source of this 822-nucleotide messenger RNA. Lineage: Eukaryota; Metazoa; Rotifera; Eurotatoria; Philodinida; Philodinidae. The record is from the annotation of a GenBank genome assembly.
AUGGCUUUUCGUAAUUUAACACGUGGUUUAUUUCAAAUAGUGACACAUCGAAGAUUUUAUUCAUCGAUUCAGCAACAAAUUUUUAUUCGAAAACCAAUAUUAAAUAGUCAACAAUUUCGAUUAUUUUCAUCUGCUCAAAUACAAAAUGAUGCUUAUAAAGAUUUAAGUAAAUUUCUUGAAAAAGAAAUCCACUUAGAAAAAACUGCACAAAAACAUCCAAGUCAAUUACCAACAAUUCAAGGUUUUGAGGUUCAAUGCGAUGGUCCUGAAAUAACAUUGACUCGUAAAUCAGGAAAAGAAAAAGUUACUGUUAAAUUUAAUGUAACAAAUACAGUAAAUACAGCUGAAACUGAUCAAGACAUAGAUUUAGAUGCAGCAGCACAACAGCAAUCAGGUAGUGAAGCAUCUCAACCAUCAUCACAAUUAAAAUCACGACCAACAUUUACUGUUGAUAUUAAUCGUGGUGGACAAACAUUAUCAUUUUUAUGUUCAUAUUUACCCCAAGAUUAUUCAAAUGUACCAGAACAAUAUCAAAGUGGAGAAAAUGAACAACAACAAGGAGAAAUCAAUAAUGAAAAUGAUAAAUUAGAAGAUUUUCAAAUUGAUGAAUUUGCUAUUCAUGAUGGAGACUGGAAUGAUCGUGUUUAUAGUACUGAUUGUGCUGUUAUUGAUGGAGAACUUUAUGAUAAAUUACUUAAUUUACUUGAAGAACAUGGAAUUGGAGAAGAAUUCGCCAAUCAAUUGAUUGAUUUUUCUACAGCCUAUGAACAUGGCCAAUAUAUUGGUCUACUUGAAAAAUUACAAAAAUUUUGCAAACAAUAG